AAAUAUUCAUCUUUAUUGUUGAAUCUUUCAGCAAGGACUCUGGGCAACUUUUUAAAAUCUCAAUGUAUAUGUAAAUCUGAAUUUUCAAAGAAUAAUGAAGUGUACUAUGUUAUGACUGCAUUCACAUUUACUGUUUUUUUUUUUUUUUUUUUUUUUGCCAUUUCAUUCCUUAAAGGAAUAGUUCAGUGAAAAUUCAUGUAAUUUUCCCCUUAACGAAAUGUACGCGAUCAGCUUAGACAUGUUGAGUUUUGCACUUAAUCUGAAACAACCAACACCAAUGUCUUGGCUAACAAGUAAUCAAAGUCUCUCACCCAAAAUGUUUGUGUCAAACCACAUAUUCACACCAUAAUGUGACAGAUUUCUUUUAUGUGUGCAACAGUACAACAAACGAGAUUUUCUCAAUUCUACAAAUCCAAACAAUUGGCUUGAACAUUUCCUCCGACCAAUCCCAUGGCACGUGUGGUCCAGCGUUUCUUUAGUUCCCCACUCACAACUUUAGUUCCUAUAUGCAAUUAAUUCCUAUGUACUUUGACACCACAAAAUGGACAAAAAAAAGCUUAUAACCGUGUUUUCAUCUUAUCCUGUCAUAUAUGACCUUUCAUUAAAUGUAUAAAGAGAUAUUAUGAUAUAUACAAAGAAAUUUCUCCUUUUUACCAUUCUGCUACAUGUCCACGAACUACAAGCAACUACAAGUAACUUUUCACUUUCUAUUGUGAAAAUAGGAUUAAAUUAUAAAAUUAAGUCCAUUUUCGUAUCUUUGGCCCUCCAGGUCUCUACUUCCUAAAGAAAGUAAGCAGAAUUGUACUAAAAGCUGGAAGUUAUACAGAUGAUAAUAUAGCUUCAGUUCCUCAAAAUCAUAUUUAAAACAUAGAUGAAAUAAUUUAGCAAUGUUGUAUUAAUCAUAACUUGUUAAGGCACCAAAUUAUGGUGCUUUGGUUAAUGUGAAAUUGUUUUUUCACUCUUCUACUCCUUUAACUCAUUUAAUAAAAUGCUUCUCUAUAUAUUUAUGAAAAUGAUGAUUGGUUUCUUACAGAAUCAAUAGACCACGCUAAUGUCAGUGUUUGGUUUAGUGUGCAAUGUGAAUUGAAGACCACACGCCCUUCUAAUGCUGGAUUGUUGUGAUUUGUUACUUGGUGUUUCUCCUCAGUGUUCUUCUCUAGUGGUACAUUCUGUAGAAAUACACUUAUUAUAAUAAACUGGAUUAGACUAUAUUGAAAUUGCCAAUAAAAGCUCAAGUCAAAUCUCACAGCUGUAUCACUUUCUUUCUUUCUUUCUUUCUUUAAAAACCUUUGCAUAAGAAGAAUGCAGUCAUGGGAGUCUACACUGUACUUCAACUUUUAACAAAACUGUAAAGUAGACGGUAGAACUUUUUAAUUACGUGACAAUUUGAAGAUAUCUUUUUAAUGUGCAUUUGAGGACCAAAUGCUUCUGGAUUUUUCGGUUAGUAGUAGAUUCCCCACCCUAAACAAAAUGGCACAUCCCGGAAGUGGUCACUUUUUUUUUUUCUUUUUUGCCUCUAUGGCAACCGCGAGACGCAGGACGCAGCAGCAGCAGCAGAUAGAAUAAUGGCAGGAACGUCUCGGCAUGACCGGGAGAUGGCGAUAAACGCUAAAAAGCAGCUGAGUGAGUGCUCGGACCCGGUGGAGCGGCUGCGGCUGCAGUGUCUGGCCCGUGGAUCAGCAGGGAUUAAAGGCCUCAGCAGAGCUUUUCGGAUUAUGGAUGAUGACAACAGCCGAACACUGGACCUGAAGGAGUUCAUAAAGGGUCUGAAUGACUACGGGGUUCUGAUGGAGAAAGACGAGGCCAUUGCAGUGUUUCAGCAAUUUGACAAGGAUGGAAGUGGACAGAUUGAUUUUGAUGAGUUUCUCCUCACUCUCAGGCCACCGAUGUCCAAUGCGAGGAAGGAAGUGAUCAUGCAGGCGUUUAGAAAGCUGGACAAGACUGGUGAUGGUGUGAUCACCAUUGAUGAUCUGAGAGGAGUGUAUAAUGUGAAACAUCACCCCAAAUAUCAGAACGGGGAAUGGACUGAGGAGCAGAUCUUCCGCAAAUUCUUGGACAGUUUUGAUUCUCCUAAUGAUAAGGAUGGACAGGUCACGAAAGAGGAGUUUUUCAACUACUACAGUGGAGUGAGUGCGUCCAUCGACAGCGACGUCUACUUUAUUCUGAUGAUGAAGACGGCAUGGAGGCUAUGAGAGUUUUCUAGUCGUACUGUAUUUCCUUAAUUUAUAACGCCUUAAAAUUUCACUAUGCAUUUGACAUUUUUAUGACACACUGACUAUAUAGAAUAGCAAGUUGAUAUUUGUGAAUCAUGAAGAUUUUGACCUUUGAUUUCUAUUUCGAGCAUUCGUGUUUUUUGGUUCCCAAAUUAGCACACAUCCGUGAAGUUGGUUUCACACUGUUCACAGAAAAGCAGUGGGUGUAGAAACAAACAGGUCAAGCAAGUCAUACAAAGUUCAAACGUUUUCAAGAUUUUCCCAGUUCUCUCUGCAGAGAGCGAUGUCCACUCAUUCACACAUUCUUUUACACAUUCACAACUACUAGCAAUUUAGCAUUGCCAAUCUAUCUCCUGGAUUUUUUUUGUAGUGGAAGGAAACCAGAGAACCCAGAGGAAACCCAUGUGGUGAAGAACAUGGGGAGAACAUGUGAAGACAAUAACCUAGGCUCAGAACCAAACCAGGGAGCUGUGAGGCAGCAAUGCAACCCACUGUACCACCUUGCUGCCCUACAGCAUUUUUUUUUCAGAGUGCAGUGUGUACCGUAAGCAGUGUAAAACCAAAUGAAGGCUGCUCAGAAUUUACUCAUGCAUGUAUAUGAAUCCUGUCACCUUACAAUACACAGCAUUGUGACUGAAGGAGAACGCCACGCUCUUAAAUCUCAGCCCAGCCAGAUUAAGGACCAUAUUAUCAUUUCCUUCCAAACACACACCAAGUGAUUACGCUUCCUGGGACACAGUAUAUUUUCCAGUUAAAACUCAGACCUGAGUAAGAUGCCUAUAUGUUAUGAUGAUAUGUUUAACAACAUAACUGUGCAUGCUUAACAAUCAGUAUCCAGAAUAGAAAUAUCCAGUGCUGAUUCAAUGUCGAUAGAGGCGUGCUUGACAUUUGCUAGAACACAAAAAAUUACUGUAAAGCUGCAAUUUGUUAUUUUUAAAAGUACCCCUAAAUCAGGAACCAAUGGGAAUAUGUUGAGCAAAUAUGUCGAUCUGAAUAUGUUGCAAAAUCUCCAAAUACACGAUACAGCAGCUGAGAAAAUGCAUAGAGCGUAAGGGUGAACAUGCUGUGAAUAAUAAACACAACAUUAAGUAAAUGUACUUUUACUCUUAUUUGUACCUGAAUUUAUAAUAAUAUAAUAAUCAUCCUUAUAAAAUAACAAAAAAAUGUCAUAUAAUACAGCUCUCAAUUCUCAACAUUGUCACAUGCUGGACCAGGAUUGUUUCAGGCUUCAGCUGAAUUUUUUCUGGGCCAGAGUUUAGCUCCACCCCAGCCACAGUAAAGCCGCUCAGUUCAUCCUCUUUUUCUUAAAAGGCAACUCAGAAGACAUAUGUAGUUUCAAUAGAGAGGACAUCACCUUUAAAUCUUCCCCUUUAAAUCGUCUUAAUAAAUCGAAAUAAAUCGUAGGUUUUAGGAUAUCUUUUAAUAUCGGAUUCUGU
Ictalurus furcatus (blue catfish) is the source of this 3649-nucleotide messenger RNA. It is a transcript of the gene capslb, whose product is annotated as calcyphosine-like b. Lineage: Eukaryota; Metazoa; Chordata; Actinopteri; Siluriformes; Ictaluridae. Gene Ontology annotation, molecular function: calcium ion binding. The record is from RefSeq and is a predicted model, not a curated record. The transcript has 5 exons. Bases 1566 to 2192 code for a protein of 208 amino acids.